Molecule: messenger RNA, 360 nt
Organism: Lathyrus sativus (Indian pea)
Lineage: Eukaryota; Viridiplantae; Streptophyta; Magnoliopsida; Fabales; Fabaceae
Source: the annotation of a GenBank genome assembly
AUGUUUGUUCUUUGGCAUAAACUUAAGAGAUUGAAGCAUGAUCUGAGAAGCUUCAGUAAGCCCCUUUCUGAUGUUAAGCAAAGGUUGUUAUUUGCUAGAGAUAAUCUCAAAAAAGCCCAACAGGAGUUGAGUGCUAAUAGAAUGAAUAUUAUUAUUAUUCGAAAAGUCAAGGAGCUUACAGAGGAAGUUAUUUCUCUUAAUGAGCUUGAAGAGAAGAUCUUGCAACAAAGGUCUAAAAUAGAAUGGCUUAGGAAAGGAGAUGGAAACAACUUGUAUUUUUAUGCCUCUAUUAAAGCUAAGCAGCAUUCCAACUGUUUGAGCAAUUUGAAAAAGAAUGAUGGUACUAGUAUCCAGUCUUAG